AGCCGUGGUGGUGAAACGGGGGUCUCCGAACGGGUGCCGCGGCUCUCCGCAGCGUCCCGUUGGGCAUUGCUUUAUGGAUCCUGAUGAGACACACGAGGAGGAGAGGGCAAUGACCGCGCAUUCCAAGGUAGCUCCAGAAGACCGACUACCGUUGAAGGGUGGCAAUGGGGAGGUCAUGGACUCGACUGAGACCAUCCGCCCGCUGGUGGAGAAUGGCGAGGCCUCACCCACACGUGUGGUGGCACCGUUGACCUUGCUGCCCCAGGAGGCUUUGGACACCUAUCUCAAGCGAAUAGGAUACCAUGUGGUGGAAAAGGUCAUGCGAGUGCUUCCUUUUUUCACCUUUUAUGGGGGCACUUUGGCCCUGAUCACCUGUGUGAUCUUGAGAUAUCGCUGGGGUGUGCUCAUGUCAAUGAUGCUUUAUUCUUGCUUCAUGUUCAUGAGCGCUGCCGAGUUGGUGGUGUGUGGAGCCUGGGGCAUGCUCAUGGUUUGGAUGACGGUCCGCAAUGACUGGUACGCGAUGUACCUGAAGGACGUUCUCGGAGACGAUCGGAGUCCCAAAGUGCGUCGAAAUGAAUCCGCCGGCUCCCCUUUGGCGGGAAGUGGCAACGAGUCACCCACGCUGGAUCGCACAAUGCCGCCACCAACACGAGUUUGGGCCGAGAACAACGGCGAGAUUGGGUGGAAUGAUUUGCUUCAUGUGGUCAUGAUCCCCACCUACAAGACUCCGAUGGACUGUUUACGGAUGGCUUUACACGCCUUGAUGAAGUACAGCCUUUGUAGGACGAACUUGGCUGUGUGCUUUGCAUUUGAAGAGCGUGAGCAAGAUGCUCACGAGAAGGCGGAGCAGAUCAAGCAGGAGUACGCGGGCGAAUUUGCCUUCGUCACAGCAGCGUUUCAUCCUCCCAACUUGCCGGGACACGUGCCGGGCAAGAGUUCCAACGAGUGCUGGGCAUUCCAGGAACUCGCGAAGGAGUUGCGAACGCAGAGAGGCUUCGAUCCGGAAGACCCACGGGUAGUCAUCACAGUGAUUGAUGAUGAUUCCGAGCUGCAUGAAAACUACUUUGAGGGACUGACCUAUCACUACUUGAAGGCAUCUGAUGAGGAGCGCUACAUGACCAUGUUUCAGCCUCCAAUUGUGCACUUCAAGAACUUUCUGACACAGCCCAUUUUGGUGCGGAACGCCUCACUGUUUACAUCGCUACACGAGCUGGCAUGUUUAGCAAAUCCGGUGGACUGCCACGUCGCUUUCUCGAGCUAUUCCUUGAGCUUCAUUUUGGCCAAUGCUGUACAAGGCUGGGAUCCAGAUUUCAUCUCGGAGGACUGGCACAUGACAGCCAAGACCAAACUGAUGACUGAAGGUCGUGCUCGAGUGAAGCCAAUCUUCCUGCCCCUCAUGAACUAUGCACCAGAAGAGGAUGACGCUUGGAGCACCGUGAUGUCCCGCUGGACACAGGCAAAGCGCCAUGCACUGGGCAUUAGUGAGAUCGUGUACGUGGCUACGAAGAUGUAUAUUGGAAUGUGUGAGUGUGGUGAUUUCUGGCGAGGAGCCACUUUUGUCUAUCGUAUGCUACCACUCUUCGGAAAGUUCAUCGCAGUACACUUUGUAGUGGGAACUUUGGCAUUUUGGCCACCAUUGUCGCACAUUCUGAUCAACUUCUACAUGUGGCACUCGUGGUGCUACAUCGAGGACCUACAAAAGACCUGUAGCGAGUGCUGCGUACCGAUGGCCGCAGCCACGGAAGUGGGCAUCGGAGAGGAGCGAAUCAUUUUGAACAGCUGGAUGGUGUACUUCCAGGAAAGGGCGAAUGCUUGUUUUGGGCUUGGCCUGGUGAUUGCAGGCAGCUGGGGUGCAUUCUAUUUCCAUUUAGUGGCAGAUCGAGUGGAAGGGGAUUGGUAUGGCGAUUGGGUGGUGAGGAAUCCAAUCUUCCUUUGGAUUCGAACUACCUUGGAAGUCUCUGUGUUGGGCUGGUUCUCCUCAGCGGCUUUUGGCUCCGUCCCGGAAUGGGUUGCAGCAGCAAGAAUUAUGUUUACACUUCAGUUUCACCACGUAGUGGCAGGCAUGGUGGGUCGCAAAGAAGAUGGCGGUGGCGACGGAAGCCUUUGACAUGCCUGACGUCGAAGUGUGAGCUCUGGGCCAACAGAAGUGUCCAUGGGUUCCAUGCAAAGGCGCAUUUGCGAAAAUAUGUCGAAC
Durusdinium trenchii is the source of this 2194-nucleotide messenger RNA. NCBI's taxonomy places the organism in Eukaryota, Dinophyceae, Suessiales, Symbiodiniaceae. The record is from the annotation of a GenBank genome assembly.